GUCAGUGGGCAGCGGUCUUGUUUCCGCCAUUUUGAUUUCUAGAGGGUGGCCGAGAAAGGUGACGGGCGGCUGAAUCGAGUGGAGACUACGGUCCGUUUCCUAUCCUCCACCAGUAUUAGCCGAGAUUUUUUUAAAAAAAAAACACAACACACACCAAGAACAACAACAACGAAACUUGGACCAUGUCGGCCAACAGGAACCUGAAGCAAGUGAGGAUCGAGAACAGCUCCCCAGCGGCCGCUCCCCCGAUGAGCAUGGUGGGCGGCGGCAGCAUGAAAGGGCUGCGGGGUCUGGAGCCGCCGCCGGAGAACGAGGCAGCGGCCGUGGCCCUGGCGAUGGGGAAGGAGGAAGAGGAGCCGAGCAGCGGCGGCUUCACGGUCGACAUCAAGAGCUUCCUCAAGCCCGGGGAGAAAAGCUACACGCAGCGCUGCCGGCUCUUUGUGGGGAACCUGCCCACCGACAUCACCGAGGAGGACUUCAAGCGCCUUUUUGAACGCUACGGGGAGCCCAGCGAGGUCUUCAUCAACCGGGACCGCGGCUUCGGCUUUAUCCGCCUGGAAUCUAGGACUCUGGCUGAAAUUGCAAAGGCGGAACUUGAUGGAACUAUUUUGAAGAGCAGACCACUUCGAAUUCGAUUUGCUACCCAUGGAGCUGCUUUAACAGUAAAGAAUCUAUCACCUGUUGUUUCCAAUGAGCUUCUGGAACAAGCAUUCUCUCAGUUUGGCCCUGUGGAAAGAGCUGUUGUUGUUGUAGAUGAUCGCGGCAGAGCAACAGGGAAAGGCUUUGUAGAAUUUGCUGCAAAACCUCCAGCGCGUAAAGCUCUAGAAAGAUGCAGUGACGGAGCAUUUUUGCUGACAACAACUCCCCGGCCUGUGGUUGUAGAACCUAUGGAACAAUUUGAUGAUGAAGAUGGGCUGCCUGAGAAAUUAAUGCAAAAGACACAGCAGUAUCAUAAGGAUAGAGAACAGCCGCCGCGUUUUGCCCAGCCAGGAACAUUUGAGUUUGAAUAUGCUUCACGAUGGAAGGCUCUUGAUGAAAUGGAAAAGCAACAGCGGGAACAAGUUGAUAGAAACAUUAGAGAAGCGAAGGAAAAACUGGAGGCGGAAAUGGAAGCAGCUCGACAUGAGCAUCAGUUAAUGCUAAUGAGACAAGAUCUUAUGAGGCGUCAGGAAGAAUUGAGACGUUUGGAAGAACUUAGAAAUCAGGAGCUACAGAAACGAAAGCAAAUACAAAUGAGACAUGAAGAAGAACAUAGGCGACGUGAAGAAGAGAUGUUGCGCCAGAGAGAGCAGGAGGAACUGAGAAGACAGCAGGAAGGAGGAUUUAAGCCAAAUUUCAUAGACAAUAGAGAACAGGAAAUGAGAAUGGGUGAUAUGGGUCCUCGUGGAGCAUUAAACAUGGGAGAUGCCUUUAGCCCAGCACCUGCUGGAAACCAAGGUCCUCCUCCACCACCACCACCAAUGAUGGGUAUGAAUAUGAACAACAGAGGAACAAUGCCUGGCCCUGCAAUGGGUCCUGGUCCUUCCUUGGGGCCAGAAGGAGCUGCAAACAUUGGGACACCAAUGAUGCCAGAUAAUGGAGCUGUGCAUACUGAGAGAUUCCCUCAAGGAGGCCCACCGCAAAUGGGUUCACCUAUGGUUAAUAGGACAGGCUCUGAAACUCCUCAGCCAUCUAUGGGUGGCGUAGGUGCCGUCAGUAGUGGACCUGGUGGAUUUGGUAGAGGAAACCCAGGGGGAAGCUUUGAAGGACCUAACAAGCGUCGCAGAUACUGAAUUUUUCAUUCCUUACUAUUGAGAGAGAUCAAUGGCUAAUCUGGUGUUAUGCCUUUAUAAUUUUAGCUAUUACCUUGAAAACGGUUUUAUUGUUAAUGUAGUCAUUAAAACAUUUUUUUUUGUAAACCUUGAACUUUUUUGUAUUCAGUCAUAGGCUUUAGUGUAGAGCAUAAAUAAUGCACCACAUUUUGUACAUCAGAUGUUUGUGAAUUCAGCAAUAUAUAAUAUGACCAUGCUGUGAAACUUGUGAGUUACUUGCUUACAAUAAAAUAUAAAACCAAUAAGUUUAAAUGGUUUUGCAACAUUGUUAUGAAUACUGUCCUUAAUUUUAAUUGUAAGCAUACUUUAUUUUUUCUUUAUGAUUCCUACCUUCUUAAGAGAAAAUGCUUUAUCCAUUGUUACUGUAUGCAGACGAAAAUGCAGCUUGAAGUACAGACUAGGACAAAUGUUGAGGUUAGCACAAUUGCAGGGCAUCUGAAACAUUAAAUAAUCCAAUAUAGCUCUGUAAGAAAUAUGUUACUUCUCAGCAAUGUGUACAAAUUUAGUUGCAAUGGGAUUGUCUUGAGAAUGUAUCCAGUGUUCAGCUUUCCAAAUAAAAAAUUUGAGUCAUGAAAAAUCUCACUAGUAAAUAUUCACCUGUGGUUUUAUAACCUUAGAUAAUGAAUGGCAAUCACUUCUUGUAAGGGAAAAGAAAUUAUGAAACUUACCUGGUAUAUGUAGUUUUUAAAGUAUUCUGAACUUCAUAUUUAAGGGCUUAUAAUUGACUGUAGAGGUCUUGUAUUGCCUUUCCAUGAAGUGGCCAUAUUUCCCAAGUCUCUUCCUUAAAGGUUAAUUUCUGAAUGUUAUUAAUAGUAUUGGAGACAUUUGCAUCCCACAAAAUAAUGUUUUGUAUAUAGGAAACUGGUUCACUACAUGUACAAAUAGUGAUUACAGCUGUGCUAAUGCUGGUCUCCUGGAUCAGGCACAGUGAGUUUACACUAGUGCGCUUCAUUCAUUUCAGUUCUUGUUUUCCAUUGGGAAAUCGUGCUCUUGAUGCAGAUGUUCACCAGCUUUUUAAAGUUGCAAAAUAAAAUGGAUUCACUGUGUAAGGGCUUUAAAACAUGAAUUGCGAACUCAAGGUAUAAAAUGUGGCGGAAGGAGAAGCUACUGGCACAUACCAAUAUUGUGAUCCAUACUUUGAAAGGUUCUUCAAAUGUGAAUGAUUGUAUAUUAAAACCUAGCUGCUUAAUAGUGCAAAUCUUAGCAUACUGAUGGUGUGUAAAAAGACAACUGCUGCUGAAUAAUUAUGGUGUGUUGGUAGAGGGGAGAAGGUUUUGCAUUAUCUGACAAAACACAUCAACACUUUGUGCUAAAUUGACAGUGUUCUCUUAAACAACUGGAAGAAAGUAGUUCAUAUACUUAAGGUAAGAUACUUUUUACUGUACACUAUCUUCAUCAUUGUAAAAUUAAAGCAGUAUCUCUAUAUUCGUUUUGGGUUAGUAUUUUUGUACUUGAUGAAUGCUGUACAAGUUAAAAUGGGAUAAAAUCUGAUCCAGAUGUUUAAUUCCAGGAAUUUCCCUGCAUCACUAUUCGUUUGUUGGAAAAACAUAUUACUGAUAACUUUUCCCAGGUUAAAUACUUUUUAAAAACAUAUUUGCAUAGAGCGUUAUCUCAAACAACUUUCCCUGUGUUUAUGUUAUUCUCCUAAAAGUGGCAUUGGGAAGCGCUCAUGUGUGUGCUCGCUCGCUCUCACUCACUCACUCUCUCUUUUUCUUGUCAAAGCCAAGAGGCAGUGAUCACUUUAAUAAUGGCAUUAAGUUCAUAAUGCAUACAAGUGGCAUCACAUGUUCAGCACAACCCUUUUGUUUCAAAAAGCAUUCAUACACAUUGCAUGGUUGAAGCAAGAUGUUUUUAAAUCUAGAAAUGUGCUAGUCAUUUAAAUUCAGAAAACUGCUUCAAAUUGCCCUAAUUUAAUGUUCAGCUUUCCAAACAUGGAAGGUAGGAAAUAUGUAAAAUUGUUACAAAGAAGAACCAGAAAUACUUCUAAUUUUUCUAGAAAUCAAGUGUAUGCAUCAUGAUUUCUUAGUGAUGCUCCCCAGUACUUUCUCAAGUGUAGUUUCUAGUAUCCUUUCAUUGCCCUUUCUAUUUAAUUCCUCUUAAAAGAUUGUUACAUUCUUAUGGGGAAUGAUGUAGCAUUUCAAAGCUUGUGUUAAUAUUAAGAAGAAAAAUAGAGAUAUUUGAGGGAGAUAAUUUAGGGAAGGUUACUCUUCUGCAUAAUAGUAUAACUAGCUGUAAGAGAUGAAUUCAUAGAAUUCUGUGGAAAUUCUAGUGAUAAGCUAAUGAACAAAUGGUUCACAAGCAAUGGAUGCAAUUUUUACAAAGUCAAGAGGAUAAAAUGUGCCUUUAUGCUACUAUUCCCAUAUAGUAGAGCCAUGUUGGGCCCAAUAGGCUUAUUAGGUGGAUGUGGUUGAGAUGAUGCUUCUAAGGGCUGAAUUACAGCCAUUCUUAAGGUAAUUCUGAUGUUCUGUUGUCUUUGGUAGACAAAAAAAAGACAAAAGUGUGUGGGUGGGUGUGUACACAAAUGUACUGCAAAUGCAUGACCAUGUUGCACCACUAUUUUGUAAUGUCUUACAAAAUUAAAGCAAAUUUUCUGUUUAUUGAAUCAUAAUAAAACAUUUUUUUGGUAUCUGAA
Messenger RNA from Hemicordylus capensis (graceful crag lizard), 4443 nucleotides. RefSeq names its product paraspeckle component 1 (gene PSPC1). Gene Ontology annotation, molecular function: RNA binding. Bases 183 to 1772 code for a protein of 529 amino acids. Gene Ontology annotation, biological process: regulation of DNA-templated transcription. Lineage: Eukaryota; Metazoa; Chordata; Lepidosauria; Squamata; Cordylidae. Gene Ontology annotation, cellular component: nucleus. The transcript is spliced from 9 exons. The record is from RefSeq and is a predicted model, not a curated record.